AUGGAUGGGACCAAUGAGAGCACCCAGGGAAAUUUUAUCCUUUUGGGAUUUUCUGACCGCCCCCAUCUGGAGAGGAUCCUAUUUGUGGUCAUCUUGAUUGCAUACCUCCUGACCCUUGUGGGCAACACUACCAUCAUCCUGGUAUCCCGGCUGGACCCCCACCUCCACACUCCCAUGUACUUCUUCCUCACCCACCUAUCCUUCCUGGACCUCAGUUUCACCACCAGCUCCAUCCCUCAGCUGCUCUAUAACCUGAAUGGAAGUGACAAGACCAUCAGCUACAUAGGCUGUGCCAUCCAGCUCUUCCUAUUUCUGGGUCUGGGUGGUGUGGAGUGCCUGCUCCUGGCUGUCAUGGCAUAUGACCGGUUUGUUGCAGUCUGCAAGCCCCUCCACUACAUGGUGAUCAUGAAUCCACAACUCUGCUUGGGUUUAGUGUCCCUUGCUUGGGGCUGUGGUGUGGCCAACUCUUUGAUUAUGUCCCCAAUGACUCUGUGGCUACCCCGCUGUGGGCACCGCAGUGUGGACCACUUCCUGUGUGAAAUGCCUGCCCUGAUCCAGAUGGCCUGUGUCAAUACGGCUGCCGUUGAAGGCAUUGCCUUUAUUUUGGCAGUGGGCAUUGUUCUGUCACCCCUGGUGUUCAUCCUGAUCUCCUAUGGCUACAUCAUGAGAGCUGUAUUAAGUAUCCAGUCAUCCUCAGGGAGGCACAAAGUCUUCAACACCUGUGGCUCCCAUCUCACAGUGGUCUCACUUUUUUAUGGAAACAUCAUCUACAUGUACAUGCAACCAGGAACCAGCUCCUCCAAGGACCAGGGGAAGUUUCUCACUCUUUUCUACAACAUUGUCACACCACUCCUGAACCCCCUGAUCUACACCCUCAGAAACAAAGAGGUGAAAGGGGCAUUGAGAAGAUUGGUUUUGGGAAAUCUAGGUUUAAGGAAGAGAUUAUAA
This is a messenger RNA of Ailuropoda melanoleuca (giant panda), 948 nucleotides long. RefSeq names its product olfactory receptor 2W3-like. The transcript has a single exon. Gene Ontology annotation, molecular function: olfactory receptor activity; G protein-coupled receptor activity. Gene Ontology annotation, cellular component: membrane. Gene Ontology annotation, biological process: G protein-coupled receptor signaling pathway. The coding region runs from base 1 to 948 and encodes 315 amino acids. NCBI's taxonomy places the organism in Eukaryota, Metazoa, Chordata, Mammalia, Carnivora, Ursidae. The record is from RefSeq and is a predicted model, not a curated record.